GCGGAGCCGUGGCGGCGGCGGGGACUGGGACAGGAGCAGCUCCGCGGCAUCCUAAGGGCCGGCGGCCUCAGGGCAACGGCGGCGGGGCUCGACCUGAGCUUGAGGACGCGACGGCGGCGCCCGAGUUCGGGUGUCUCGAGCCGGGCGAUGGAGGAGGAAGAAGGAUCAACACCAGAAUUACGUGAGAGAAAAAAGUCAAGUUACCUUGAAAAUGAGCAAACAGCUCUACAAACUCUGCCAGAGAAAACCAGAGGCAUUCCAACCAUGAGGAGGUCUCCUAAAUAUGUAUUAUUUCAACGUUUUGCAAAGCUUUUCUUGGGCUGUCUUGCAGCGGUUACUAGUGGUAUGAUGUAUGCACUAUAUUUGUCAACAUACCAUGAACGGAGAUUCUGGUUUUCCAGCAGACAGGAGCUUGAACGGGAAAUCACAUUUCAGGGUGACAGUGCCAUUUAUUACUCCUUUUAUAAAGAAAUGUUAAAGGCUCCUUCAUUUGAAAGAGGUGUUUAUGAGCUUACACACAACAACAAAACUGUAUCACUGAAGACUAUAAAUGCAGUGCAACAAAUGACUUUGUAUCCAGAACUGAUUGCCAGUGUACUGUAUCAAGCAACUGGUAGUGAAGAGGUUAUCGAGCCAGUAUAUUUCUACAUUGGUAUAGUUUUUGGAUUGCAGGGAAUUUAUGUGACUGCACUGUUUGUAACAAGCUGGGUUAUGAGUGGAACUUGGCUAGCAGGAAUGCUUACUGUUGCGUGGUUCAUUAUUAAUAGGGUAGAUACAACAAGAAUUGAAUAUUCUAUUCCUUUAAGAGAAAACUGGGCACUACCAUAUUUUGCAUGUCAAGUUGCUGCUCUUACAGGCUAUUUGAAAAACAACAUAAAUACUUCUGUGGAGAGAUUUUGCUAUUUGUUGGUGAGUGCAUCAACAUAUACUUUCAUGAUGAUGUGGGAAUACAGUCACUAUCUCCUGUUUCUUCAAGCAGUCUCCUUAUUCCUCCUAGACUCCUUUUCCUUCAUGCAAGGAGACAAGGUUCAUGAGGUGUACAAAAUUUAUUUGUUAUCCCUCUUCUUGGGAUAUUUACUGCAGUUUGAAAAUCCAGCUUUAUUAGUAUCCCCUUUAUUAAGCUUAGUAACUUCCUUAAUGCUUGCUAAAUGCCUACAGUUGAAUGUGAAAAAAGGAACUCGUAUAGCCAGAAUGAUGAAAGUGAUGUAUUUUUAUUUGAUAUUUACACUAACAGUGAUGCUGAAUGUUGUAAUGAAGACUUUUGUCCCACACAAAGAAAAUGGACACAUGUUAAAAUUCCUUGAAGCAAAAUUUGGACUAAAUAUGACUAAGAAUUUUACAAUGAAUUGGCUCCUUUGUCAAGAAUCCCUACAGGCUCCAUCUCAGGAUUUUUUUUUGCGAUUGACACAGUCAUCUUUAUUGCCUUUCUAUAUUUUAGUUUUAAUUAUUUGCCUUUUUUCUGUGAUACAAGUUAUUUUUAGGAGAAUCAAUGGCAAACCCUUAAAAGAAGUAGUUAAACUUGAAGAUGGUCGAAUUGGAGAAAGACCAGAAAUAGUUUAUCACGUAAUUCAUACUAUUUUGCUGGGUUCUCUUGCAAUGGUGCUAGAAGGCAUGAAAUACCUUUGGACUCCUUAUGUGUGCAUGCUUGCAGCAUUUGGUGUAUGUUCUCCUGAACUUUGGAUGACCCUUUUCAAGUGGCUUCGAUUGAGAGCUGUACACCCAAUAUUUUUGGCUCUUAUUCUGAGCAUGGCUGUACCUACUAUUAUAGGUUUUAGCUUAUGGAAAGAGUUUUUUCCAAGAAUAAUGACAGAACUUUCAGAACUACAGGAAUUCUAUGAUCCAGAUACAGUGGAACUUAUGACCUGGAUAAAAAGGCAAGCUCCAGUUGCAGCUGUGUUUGCAGGGAGUCCACAAUUGAUGGGUGUAAUUAAGUUAUGCACUGGAUGGAUGGUGACCAAUUUGCCUCUUUAUAAUGAUGAAGAUCUUCUGAAGAGAAAUGAAAAUAUCUAUCAGAUCUACUCAAAGAGGUCUGCUGAAGAUAUUUAUAAGAUACUUACAUCUUACAAAGCUAACUACUUGAUUGUAGAAGAUGCUAUCUGCAAUGAGGUGGGAACCAUGAGAGGAUGCAGGGUUAAAGACUUGUUGGAUAUUGCAAAUGGCCAUGUGGUUUGUGAAGAAGGUGACAGUUUUACCUACUCAAAAUAUGGACGAUUUUGCCAUGAGAUCAAAAUUAACUAUUCUCCAUAUGUGAAUUAUUUUACUAGAGUAUACUGGAACAGAUCCUAUUUUGUUUAUAAAAUCAACACUGUGAUAUCCUUCCAGUCCUGAAAAAUAGCAAAGCCUUCUUUUCAAAGACUGACAUAACAUGAAGAGGAAUGGGAUGCUAUUUUCCUACUCAUGUAUUCUUUUGCAAAUCAAAAUUUGGACAUUUGAAAUGGGUUUUUUCUUUUCUCCUUGUUUUGUUACCAGACCCAUAGUUUUAUAGGCAAUAUUACAUCAAAACUUAUGAUGUAUCAGGUCUUCCAGUUUUUACUAUGCCAGUAACAUAAUCUUUCUUUUGCAUUGAUCUUUCUAUAUUUUACCUUCUCAAAUACUAUCACAUCUUCCCCCCUGAAUGUUUAUCUAAAUAAAGUAUAUUAGAAUCCCAUUAUCAACAGAUUUGAAUGUACUGGAGGUCAUAACAUAAUUACAUGCAGUGAAAACCUUGAUAGAGCACAAUUGGCGUAUAAGGGAAUUAUUCUUGUACUGUAUACCAUGGUAUAUGACUUUACUAAUCCUUACAAUAAAGAGUUAAGGAAAACAAUAGAUGUCAAGAUAAAUAGUGUAGUUCUAAAAUGGGCAUUAUGCAAAGGGAAGUAGUCUUUUAAAAUUACAUGAAGCUUUGCUCUUUCUAGUGUCCAAAAUCAAAAUAUUUAUGAUAUUCAUACAAAUAGUUUGGUUUUUCUUAAAUAUUGCUUAUGAGUACAUUACUUUCUCAAUAUAUCCUUACACAAUACAUUUUAAUUCUGUAUUAUUAUUAUUAUUAUGUAGUUUUGUCACAGUGAAUUGAUCAUACAUGUGAUACCACUUUGAUCAUGAUAAAAAGAAUUAUUUUGGUGCCUAUAUUUUUAAUAUGCAUUUCAAAGUCUAUUACCAUACAUUUAAAAAUAUAAAUAUUUUAAGUAAAAUCUGCUUGCAUGUUUCUUGUCAGAAUUUUUAAUGCAACUUAAUCUGUUGCCAGCUACCAUAGUGGUACAAAUAAUUGUCUUAACUUCUUGUCUCCGUUAAAGAAAACUGAAGCUCCUAAAUUAAACGUGGCCUAAGAUAAGACUGCAUAUGCAUUAAAAAGACUUAUAAUUACUCAAAAUCUCUGCUCUUAACCAUAUCUAUGCACUCAUGAUUACUUAUUUAAAUUUUCUCUUACAAACAACAGUACUGAAAACUAAGUGGAAAUUUCAAGCAGCUUUACAGAUUUAUCAUUUUUGGAGUUUACAGGUCUUCUUGUAGUCUAUUUAAAUUUAUGUUAUAUUUUAAUUGUUUAAAACAUUUGCUAAGACAUCAAAAUGUUUUAUGAGAGCAAUGGCAAUCUGUAGAUAUAUUGUGUUUAGCAUGUAGAGAUGAUGCUUAGUUUUUUUUUAUACAUUUGCCAAAAUUUUUUCAGUGUUUCAUUAUUAGAAUAGUGCUGAAAUUACAUCACUAUCAUUAAAUACAUUGGAAGGAAAAAUCCUUCUGUCUUCAUUAUGCAUGCAUGUAUUUUUGAAAAAAUCAUGUGUUCUUCUACUGGCUGUCAAAUGCUGAGUGCAUUCAAUGUUGAUGAAUUGAUGGAGUUUUCAUGAACAUCGUAUCAGUUUCAUUAGUCUUCAUUUUCACAUGUAUAAUUCUAUACUUACAGUAAAGCAUCUUCAGGUGGUAUAUUUCAUUUUAACUGUACUUCUUGGGUAGUGAGUUGCUGCUCUUUUGCUUCAUACCUUAUGAUACUAUUGAACUAUUAGAGGAAGAAUUGUUUAAAAACAGUAAUAGGAAAUUGGCCUCCCAGUGCACAAAAAGUUAAGUUUUUCAUUGAUCUAUUCAUUGAUUUCAUUGAUUAUUAUUGAUCUUAUUGUGUUGCAAUGAAUUGGUAUGAGGUCUUUUUAAAAAUUAUAAUAAAAACUUUCUUCUAUUUCCACUAAUUGCUUUCUUAAACAGAUUUUUGAUGGAUUAGAAGAAAUUUCUAGUUGAAUUUAAGAAAAUAUUUUCAAGCAGUAGCUAUUAAAAAGAAAAACCUGAACUCUUUAUAGAAAAGAUUAUUUCAGACAUUAAAUGACCAUUUAUUGUAUUCAAUUUUAGUAUGUAUUAAAGCGACAUCAAAACCUAGGAAACUUUGGGUGGAAGUAGCAAAUCUAGGUGCUGAUUUCUGCCUAUGAAAUAAUAUCCUCACUUGUGUCUUUGCAGUUUCCUCUUCAUGUGUUAAUAUGACCUUUCCUUUAUAUGUACCUAACAACAUAAAAUAAGCAAUGUUCCUAGUUUUGAGAAUGAGAAGUGUUUAUGAAAGAAAUCCAAAUAUAUUUUGCUUUUGAUAUUUCAAACCUGUUAAGAUUAAGUGCCUUGAUGACUCCAUCUUCAGCUUCUCCAAAAGUUGUUAUGCGUUUUUGCCCGCUUUCUCUUGGCAAAAUUAUUUGUGUUGUGUUUGUUAUUAGCAUUUAUUGUUGGAUAAGAAGGGUGCUAAUAUUUUCAAGGCACCUAUGCUAAUUAAAAUAUUUUAGUUAGACUCCAGAACUCCAGGAUAAAGAAAAAAACAACACAUUUAACACAUUUCACAUUUAACAAGGCCUAUUGCACCAAACCUUUGUUAAUCUAUUCUUAGUGAUUCUUCUUAUUCCUAACAUCUUUGUUAUUGAAGUUUUUGUUAGAUUUAUUUUGUUUCAGGCUUAUGUUGUGUUCUGUUACUGCAAUACUUGAUCAAAAUUGUGUCGGUCUCAACUGGGUCCUUUUUAAGGAUGCCUGUCCAAACCACCAAUAAUCACUUAGCAGUAUGCCAAUUUUUAUGGUUUGAAGACUAAGAAAAAAUGCUAAAUUGUAACACAAAAGGUGAUAGUAAAGUCAGAAAAAAGCUUUGGCACAUAGUUAUAUGCUUAAUCUUAAAUCUAUAGGCACAAACUUCUCUGGAUUCCCAUUUAAAACCAAACUGGGGGGCAGCUAGGUGGCUUACUGGAUAAAGCACCGGCCCUGGAUUCAGGAGUACCUGAGUUCAAAUUCGGCCUCACACACUUGACACUUACUAGCUGUGUGACCCUGGGCAAGUCACUUAACCCCCAUUGCCCCGCCAAAAACAAACCAAACAAAACAAAACACCAAACUGAAGGAAAACUGAAACUGUAUGACAAUUAUUAAAUUAUACUAUAAUUGUAUUUAGUUUUGGUGAUUUUAUGGGAAUUUUAGUCCUGUAAGUAUGCCUUUUAUAUGAUAACUUACAUGCUUCACUUUAUACGUGGGCAUGCGCUUAAAAUUGUAUAUCAAUUGAUUUUUUUUCAAAUAAAAAUAUUUUAAGUGCACUAAGAACUCUUGUUAUUGAAAGGAUCCCCGUUUUUCAUCCUGUAAUUCUAAGAAGCUUAUAUAAAGCAAAUAAUGACUCCCUAAUUUAUCCUUUGUGUAAAUCUCAGCUUUUUCAUGUAGAAUUUACUGAAAGUAAAUUAUUCCUGCAGCAAAUUAUUAUUAGUACAGUUCCUUUAGUGUAAUAGAAAAUAUGAGUGAUACACUAAAUGACUACCCUAGAUGUUACUUACCAGUAUUAAUUUGAUUCCUUUACCUUGGUGAUUCUCAAUUGAUGACAUGUCCUUGACAUGUAUUACUCCACCAUUCUUUUGGUUUUUAAGUACAAAACUACUUGAUAUUGAUGUAAGUAAUAAUAUCUCAUUAGAAUAAUACCUUAUUGGGCUAUUUUGAAUUAGAUCUUGCAGUUCUAAAGGGGUGUGUUUUUCUCGACUAUGUUUUGAUGUUCAUUAAGGAUUAGGUCAUGUUUUUUGUGUGUCAUAAUUUAAAAGCCUAAAAGAUUUUGUUGGACCAAAUAUACUGACUUGGCAUAGAGAUACUUUGUGAGCCAGUUAUCAUCAAAGAUCUCCUAGUGAUAAUGCUUAGAUUAUGGUGUAUGUAAACAUCUGUGCAGCUCUCACAGGUAUAUGUGCUUCUGACACUUAGCAAGAUCAUAAAGCUGUAUUCACUUAAUGGAAUGGAGGCAACCUAGCUAAGGAAUUGUUUCCUUCUUGAAUUAAUUUGUUAAUAUUACUUUCAGUUUUUCCAACUGUCAUUUGUCCCAUAUUUUUAGGGAUUUCAAUAGACCCUUAAGUUUGAGAAGGCUAUUCACACUUAUGCUAACUCUUGGGUCAAUAUACUUGACAGGAAUAUUUAUUUUUAGUAAAUGUUUUCCUCCCCUGUUAAAAGACAAACUUUUCAUCAGAAUUAAAACCAGUGAACAUAUGUCUUUUAAUGGAUUUGGGACAAAAAAGUAUUUUACCUCAUUUUGUAACCUCAUAUGACUAUUUCACCAGAAAGGGACUUCCUUAUUUCAUGAUAAAUUAACCUACUUGUUUUCUGUUA
Molecule: messenger RNA, 6552 nt
Organism: Dromiciops gliroides (monito del monte)
Lineage: Eukaryota; Metazoa; Chordata; Mammalia; Microbiotheria; Microbiotheriidae
Gene: DPY19L4
Product: dpy-19 like 4
Exons: 19
Coding region: 148-2328 (726 amino acids)
Cellular component (GO): nuclear inner membrane
Molecular function (GO): mannosyltransferase activity
Source: RefSeq, a predicted model, not a curated record